Messenger RNA from Gekko japonicus, 1214 nucleotides. Its product is annotated as alpha-2Db adrenergic receptor-like. The record is from RefSeq and is a predicted model, not a curated record. Lineage: Eukaryota; Metazoa; Chordata; Lepidosauria; Squamata; Gekkonidae. The coding region runs from base 6 to 1214 and encodes 402 amino acids. Gene Ontology annotation, cellular component: membrane. Gene Ontology annotation, molecular function: adrenergic receptor activity. The transcript has a single exon. Gene Ontology annotation, biological process: adenylate cyclase-activating adrenergic receptor signaling pathway.
GGGGGAUGAAUGGGAUGGAGCCACUCUGCAAUGCUUCCAGCAACCAGAGCUGUGGGGUGACCCCUAGCAUCCCUUACUCACCUCUGGCCACAGCGCUCAUUCUGAUGGCGGUGCUGGCUAUGGCGCUCGUGACGCUGAUGGGAAACGUGCUGGUAGUGCUAGCCGUGUACACCAGCCGUGCUCUUCGCGCCCCACAGAACCUCUUCCUGGUGUCCCUGGCUGCAGCCGACAUCCUAGUAGCCACCCUCGUCAUCCCCUUCUCCCUGGCCAACGAGGUCAUGGGCUACUGGUGCUUUGGUCGCCUUUGGUGCAGCCUCUACCUGUCGCUGGACGUGCUGUUCUGCACCGCCUCCAUCAUGCACUUGUGUGCCAUCAGCCUGGACCGAUACUGGGCUGUAACCAGGGCUGCACGGUACAACCUCAAAAGGAGCCCCCUGCGGGUGAAGUGCAUGAUUGGGGCCGUGUGGGCCAUCUCUGCCUUUGUAUCCCUGCCACCGCUGUUCAAGUCGACAUCCCAGGCCUGGGAGUGCCAGCUGCAUGAUGACACCUGGUACGUCCUGACCUCGUGCACCGCCUCCUUCUAUGCUCCCUGCCUCAUCAUGGUGGCCGUCUACUGCCGGAUCUACCACGUGGCCAAGCACAGGAACUCGAUAGUCCUUGCAGCCAGGCGUGCUUCUCACCCCACCCUCAUCACCGCCAUCAAGUGUGACACUCUCCAAGCCGGCACCCAGCCCACUGGGGAAGUGCAGAGCCCCGGCCUGGAGCAGGGCCAGCUCUCUCUCCCCCUGCCUGGCUUGCCCCGGCCGUCUCGGCAAUGGAAGGUAGAAGAAGCCAGCAACAGCAGCUCCAGACCACAAAAGACGCAGAGGCUUUCCUGGUCAAUUCCCUCCAGCCGGCAACACCGCAUGAGCAGGGACUUGUCCAUCUCCACUAACCGACUGAUGCAGGUGCGGGAGCGCAGGUUUACCUUUGUCCUGGCUGUCAUCAUUGGGGCUUUUGUGCUCUGCUGGUUCCCGUUCUUUUUCAUGUACAGCCUUGAAUCCGUCUUUGGGGAAGACUGCUGCAUCUCCAGGAGUCUCUUCAAAUUCUUCUUCUGGAUUGGUUACUGUAACAGCAGCCUCAACCCCAUUAUCUACACUGUCUUCAAUCGGGACUUCCGCCGGGCCUUCCAGCACCUUCUGUCCCGUGCCUGCCAACUUUCAUGUCGAAAAUGA